GAACGUCCAUGAAACUUAGCCACUAACUACAUUUUCCACAAUACAAGCAUGGCGAGCUCAGAUUCUGUCGUACUUGAAACCAGUAUGGGGGAUAUCCAGCUUGAGCUGUAUUGGGAACAUGCACCCAAGACGUGCAAGAAUUUUGCCGAGUUAGCACGAAGAGGCUAUUACAACGGUGUCAUCUUCCACAGAAUAAUCUCAGAUUUCAUGGUCCAGGGCGGAGACCCGACAGGAACGGGACGUGGAGGGACAAGUAUCUAUGGACAAAAGUUUGAGGACGAGAUUCAUCCAGAACUUCGGUUUACGGGUGCAGGGAUCCUAGCGAUGGCCAAUUCUGGACCCAACACGAACGGUUCUCAAUUCUUCUUAACGCUGGCACCCACACCAUAUCUUGACAACAAACACACGAUCUUCGGCCGUGUGAGCUCGGGAAUGCGCGUCGUACAGCGACUAGGUGCGGUUGCAGUCAACGCGCAAGAUAGGCCACUCGAAGACGUAAAGAUUCACAAGGCUCGUGUUGUUUGAAUACAUGCAUGUUAUCGUCACUUUCGACAUGAAAGUUCGGGAUGGUUUUUUCCACGUACGCGGACGGCCGAUGAUCGCAGAAGCCUCAGCGUAUCCGUUAUUUCGACGUCUGGCGCCCUCUAGAGAAGCUGAGUAACCUCCCAAGGCUUGUUUUCGUCCAUGCGGUACUCGGAAAAUUCCUUCAGCGGUAUCUGUAUUCAAUACAACAAACAGAACAAAAUUGAUGUACAUCCAUACAUAAUGAAGGC
Molecule: messenger RNA, 773 nt
Organism: Fomitiporia mediterranea MF3/22
Lineage: Eukaryota; Fungi; Basidiomycota; Agaricomycetes; Hymenochaetales; Hymenochaetaceae
Exons: 5
Coding region: 49-525 (158 amino acids)
Biological process (GO): protein peptidyl-prolyl isomerization; protein folding
Cellular component (GO): catalytic step 2 spliceosome
Molecular function (GO): peptidyl-prolyl cis-trans isomerase activity
Source: RefSeq, a predicted model, not a curated record